Molecule: messenger RNA, 427 nt
Organism: Sphaeroforma arctica JP610
Lineage: Eukaryota; Ichthyosporea; Ichthyophonida
Exons: 3
Biological process (GO): deadenylation-independent decapping of nuclear-transcribed mRNA; P-body assembly
Cellular component (GO): P-body
Molecular function (GO): mRNA binding
Source: RefSeq, a predicted model, not a curated record
GACCAUCGGCGAUGCACAGGAGGUGGAGGGCGAGUUUGACUUUGUAGGCAAUCUCAACAAAUUCAAUAAGGCUGCGGUGUUUGCGGAAAUAGAGCAAGAGGUCUGCCUGGACAGCGACAACCUGCUGGUGUCGCACAAUCGCAAGAAAAAGAACUACGAGCACUACGAGAAUAUUCUGGGCAACGAGGGUGUGGAUAUAGGGGUCUACUCCACUGGACUGCACUCAUCAAAUGCAUUCAAAUCCGAAUAUGGGGUUGUCAUUCCGUACGCCACAUGCUUUCAGAUGACUGAGAUUCACGAUAUUCUACAAACAAUGGGCUUCACACGCGCACAGAUCCUCGAGACCGCGGCCAGUAGCGUCACCUCCAUGGUACUCAAACUCCUGGGUAUGCUGAUUCUGCGAAUAUUUAUAUUUAUUUGUUUAUAA